AUGUCGAUGAUCGAUCGACUGGCCUCUGCGCCUUCGUUCGCUGGAUCAUGGUCGAGUCUGCAGCCGAGUCUGACGCCGUGGAUGUGAGUUUGGCCGGUCUUAAGCUUGCGGAGUUGGCUGCGAAAGGUCCGAGCGGGGUGGAGCUUCGCACGAACGCGGACAGCACAGACUGGUCACAUUGCGCAGCCGAAGGCUUUGUGGGCCAGUGGGCCAGCGGAUAAGCGUACAAGACCCGAACUACAACAAGAUGGACUGAUUGAUAUGUUAUCCCUCUACAGCGCGGAUGUCUUGCGUGACAUGGGUUUCAGCAACAUGACGCCCGUACAAGCGGCGACGAUCCCGCUCUUCAUGCAGCACAAGGACACCGUCGUCGAGGCCGUUACCGGAUCGGGCAAGACCUUGGCGUUCGUCAUCCCCGUGUUGGAGAAGAUCAUCCGUCGGGAGAAACCGCUCGGCAAGAGGGAGAUUGGCGCCAUCAUCAUCUCACCAACUCGGUACGCAAUCGUCUGAUCUCGUCAGGAUCGUCCCAUUGCUGACCCCAUCCGUUGGCCCUAACGCACAGUGAACUGGCAACCCAAAUCCACUCCGUCUUCUCCUCCUUCAUCUCGGCUCAACCCUCAACGUCCUCAACCCCUCUCCCUCCUCCCUUGCUCCUCAUUGGCGGCAUCCCCCUCGCGAGCGACGUCAAAUCCUUCUACGAGUCCGGCGCCGACAUCAUCGUCGGCACACCGGGCAGGCUCGAAGAAUUCCUCUUGGGCAAUUCGAGUGUCUCGAAUGGCCCUCAACGCGGGAAACGCAAGACUUCGAGUGGGAACUCGUUGGGCGUUGGCAGUACGAAAGAGCUCGAGGUGCUCGUUAUGGAUGAAGCCGAUCGGUGAGUCCCAAGUGCGGGUGGGUGUCAUGCGGUGAAUCAAGCUCAAUCUUCUUGAAAUAUCUUGACCAUGCAGUCUACUCGAUCUCGGGUUCACCCCAACCUUGAACCGACUGCUCUCACAUUUGCCGAAACAACGUCGCACAGGUCUGUUCUCGGCGACGAUGUCCGACGGGCUGUCGCAACUCGUUCGCGUCGGACUACGCAAUCCCGUCAAAGUAGUCGUCAAAGUCGAGGCGAAGAAACAAUACGACGACAAAGGUGCCGAGGUCAAGGGUGCCGACCGCAAGACACCUGCAUCGUGAGUUUGGCCUUUCGAAGGGUCUCUGACCGCCUCGUGCCCAUUUCCUGACAUGCACUCCCCUGCCCAGGCUAUCGAACGGCUACGUUGUCUGCACCCCUUCGUCCAAAUUCGUCACCCUAUCCCGCAUCCUCUCUUCCGAAACGACGGCCACCUCGACCGCACGCAAGUUCAUCAUCUACUUCUCCACCUGCGCCUGCGUCGACUAUUUCUACAAGCUCCUCGCCGCUCUCCCCGAAGCGUUCCCCUACUCGAUCCACUCCCUUCACGGCCAAAUGUCCCCUACCCGACGCUCAGCGACCUUUGAAGCUUUCUCCUCCUUACCUUCCGAAACGACGGGUAUCCUUCUCUGCACGGACGUCGCCGCACGCGGUUUGGAUCUACCCGAUGUCGACGUCGUCGUUCAAUUCGACCCUCCGCAGGACCCCAAAGUAUUCAGUCAUCGAGCAGGUAGGACCGCUCGAGCGGGAAGGGAAGGGAAAGCGAUCGUCUUAAUCACACAAGGAAGGGAAGAGGAAUAUGUCGAAUUCCUCCGCGUUCGUAAGGUCCCUUUAACGCGCCUCAACUACUCGGAACCUACUUCCAAAAAAGAGCUCGCGGACGAAAUCGCCCUCGUCGAACGAUUCCGUCGCAUCGUUUUGACGGAUCGAGAUCUUCAUGAAAGGGGAACGAAGGCAUUCGUCAGUUUCGUCAAGAGUUAUUCGAAGCAUGAGGCUUCGUUCAUCUUUAGGAUUAAGGAUUUGGAUUUGGUAAGGAUCGCGAGGAUGUAUGGGCUUUUGCAAUUACCCAAGAUGCCGGAGAUCAAGGGGAAGGAGAUGGAGUGGGAGAAGGUUGAGGUGGAUGUGAGUUUGCUUUUAGGGGGGGUUCUGGGUUCGGUGGAACUAAGUGGGACUGGGAAGGCUGAUUUGAACCUUAUUCUGGAACAGUGGGACGCGUAUGGGUAUCUCGACAAGGUCCGAGAGAAGCAACGCCGUUCGCAACUCGCCGCUCAGAACGAAGGUCGCAAACGGACCAAGAGACCCAUCGACGACCAAGACGCCGAAAUCGAUGCUCAGCCCUCCGAAGAUGUCGACGGAGAACCCUCGACGAAAAAGAAAAAGCCAGGAAAACCCAUCGCCACCAAAGCCUGGUCCAACAAGGAGGAUGCUGAAGCGCGUGCCAAACUCCGAAGGGAGAAGAAGCUCCGCAAAUUGAAGGCUUUACAUGCUAAACAAGAAGCCGGUCGACCUACGAAUGACGAAGGGGAUUUAGAGGAAGGUGAAGGGGAUUGGAAGGAAGAAUUGGCGAGGAAGAAGAUGGCGCAGAGGGAGGCGAAGAAGAAGGAUAGGGGAACGACGAGCAAUGGGAUGGCUCAGGUCGAGUUUGAUUUGUAA
This is a messenger RNA of Microbotryum saponariae, 2545 nucleotides long. Lineage: Eukaryota; Fungi; Basidiomycota; Microbotryomycetes; Microbotryales; Microbotryaceae. The record is from the annotation of a GenBank genome assembly.